Molecule: messenger RNA, 2422 nt
Organism: Hyaloscypha bicolor E
Lineage: Eukaryota; Fungi; Ascomycota; Leotiomycetes; Helotiales; Hyaloscyphaceae
Exons: 5
Coding region: 245-2182 (645 amino acids)
Source: RefSeq, a predicted model, not a curated record
UCAAGAAACGCCAUCCAUUGCAGACCUUGUGAGGGAAAGUACGGUACUCAGACACUCCAAUGAGCCCGACAAGUCCUCACAAUCGGGGGCCAAUGACUUUGCACGUGCACCGGGAGCACAACUACCCAACCAGCGUCCCCGAAGAUUGCUAGAUACUCCCGGGAACCGUACAGCUUCGAUUGAGUGCAAGCCAUGGGGAACAGACAGACAGGUCAACCAACCCCCCAAUGCUUUACAAUCGGGAAUGGGUCCCAUCCAGCAUCCACAGACUCCAGGCUAUCUAGCCGCUGCCACCUCCAUUGCUUCACGAUCGGGAAGGAGAGGGGGCAUCAUCCAGCCCCCACCGGGCUUUCAAAGCUUUCCGGCUAGGGACAAUCCCGGAGGAUUUACAGACCCCUCCAGGAACUUUCCAACGAGGAAUAGUGCGACAAACGAGAUGGUAUCAGGAGAAGGCAUGCAUGGCAUGCAGACCAAUGACCUCUUUGAAACCUCACCAACGGGAACGGGUGCCUUCCAAUUCGCAUCGGGAUUUCGGAGCCAUCCACCCAACGCUUACGGAGGCUCUGUUAUGAGCCAUACUACUUUGUCUCAAAAUGCCUGGGACCCGCAGUUUAAUCGCUUCUCCGAUGCCUCACUAUUGGGAAUUGGAACUCCCCCGGGUCUACCUGACCAUCAGCCGUAUGCCAAUGGUCACUUUGGAACUCCUACAACUCCCCAUUAUGGAAACGGCCAGGAUGCUUUGGCUGCAAAUUUGAAUCAACAAUUCGGAUCAGCAGUUGACGCUCCUACUGACCUACUGAAUGGCUAUCAACAUAACCCUCACCAGCCAUUUGGUCAAUUACCAAUUGGACAGUACACCAAUGGAUCUUCUUAUAAUCCUCCCCCACAUCUUCAACCACACAUUCCAGCAUUGGAUGGAGGUGUGAGGCCAAUAGCUCCAUCGCAUCUGAAUCACUCUGUGGCCCCAGCCGAUCGGGAUUCCACCGAUGAGGAAGCCUUGAAGGACUUGAUGAGAGUAAGCUCCAGUGAAAUCUACUCGCCCCUUUCAGACCCAACAAGCCCCAAAAAGGACCCUGCCCCUUAUGCCAAUCAAAUAUUGUCCUCAACGACCCCAAGGAGGACUCCAGCAUCCGCUGCCUCCAGAGCCGUCGAAGAUUUGAAUAGCAGAGAGCAAUCUCUACCACCAACUACGAUGGCCGACCAUCCUGCCUACGGUGGUGAUCGCGUACGUCUUCAUGUCUCCCUUCCUCAUCCUCAGGUCGCCGGGGAAAGUGACUUCCGGUCUCAGACAGGACGUCACCCAGCUAGUCAAGAUUCUCAAAAGAGACCUCUAACUUGGGCUGCCAUUGUGGCGCAGUCCCCUCCCCCUUCGAUCAAUGGAGGCGGCGUGCAGAACUUGAUCGGUCCCUCUUCGACUAACGCUGGGCGUGUGUCAUCGAAGCAUGCUGAGGCUUCGAGAUCCGAAAAAACUCCUCUCGAUUCCGCAGCCAGGGCCUCGUUGCCUCGCCCACCUCCACCAUCCGACACCCAAGAGCGGCGGGUACCGGGAACCGCGUUUCCAAACCAACCACCCAUUGAUUGGGACCAACCAUUCACGAGUCUCGACCAAAUUCCUGAAAGUCUCCUUCGCCGGCUUCCCUCGAGUGAACGAUGUCGAAUCGAGGACACAUUUACGCGUCGCAGGGGCCGCGUAUGGAUUCGUCCUUUAACCAACGCUGAGCAGUUGGCAAGACAACAUUCCGAGGCUUCGAACGCCGGCGAGACUCCUUCCAGUUCCACGGUCCCGGCUUUGUUGACUCCACCAGACCCAACAUCAGAUGGUCCUCCUUGGCCGACUCUUUCCGAAAGCAAUUCCAUGGGUGAGAAAGGAAAGUCCAAGAGAGGACCUAAGCCGGAAUCCAAAAAUGAAACCAAGCCAGAACCCAAGCCAGGACCAGGACCAAGUUCAGGAUACGAUUCAGACCCGGAUGCAGGACCCAACUUCACACCCGUUCAUAUUGUGCAAAUCAGCUACAACGGCGUGGAUUGGAGCACCAUCCUGAAUUCUUUCCAAUUGAAAAUUACUUUACAUCUAACGGAUCUGCACCACUUGCGAAGGAAAAGGACAGCCUCGCCAAGCUCUUCGAGAAGUACAGAGAAUCCACAGAUGAAGAAGACAAGACAGGUGUCAACGGUACAAUGAGAUAUCUCCAAGACUUGGGCCUGAAUCUUGAAAGUGCCGAGAUCUUGGUGCCUCUUGAGAUUGUGCAAGCACCAGCUUUGGCAGAGAUGUCAAAAGAGGCAUUCAUCGAUGGAUGGAAGACUGUUGGCGCCGAUACGAUCCCAAAGCAAAAGGCAUACGUUGCUGGCCAGCUUAAGCAAUUGUCCACUGACAUGGCGCUGUUCAAGAAAGUAUACCGACACACAUUUGUCUGUUCCAGAG